AAUGAUGCAUGCAUUUGUUUAUCUAUCCGCAGCUAUUCCGUUCACCGUAGAUGCGACGAAUCAAAACUAUUGCAUUGCAGAUUUCCAUAAGAAAUUUGCUCCUCGUUGCUGUGUUUGUCAGGAGCCAAUCAUGCCGGAGCCCGGACAAGAAGAAACCGUACGGGUCGUUGCCCUUGAUCGAAGUUUCCACCUAGAAUGUUAUAAAUGCGAGGACUGCUCCCUCUUACUGUCAUCAGAAGCCGACGGUCGCGGUUGCUACCCCUUAGAUGACCAUGUGCUGUGCAAAAGCUGUAACGCUCGACGGGUUCAAGUGUUAACAAAUCGUAUGACCUCAGAGCUCUAAGCAGAU
This is a messenger RNA of Drosophila navojoa, 349 nucleotides long. RefSeq names its product lipoma-preferred partner zyxin (gene Zyx). The record is from RefSeq and is a predicted model, not a curated record. Gene Ontology annotation, biological process: cell-cell adhesion. Gene Ontology annotation, cellular component: stress fiber; focal adhesion. Lineage: Eukaryota; Metazoa; Arthropoda; Insecta; Diptera; Drosophilidae.